GGCAGCCUGCAGUUGGUCGGGUUUUGAGUUCUCUCUGACACCAGCAAGCCGGCCAGCAGAUGGGGAGAACUGGUGAGGGGCGUGUAGGGGAAUUGAGCAGAGGAGCCAAGGAUCGUCUGAUGAAUCGUCCACGUUAGUAUCCCCCUGGGAGCCCUGGACAGAGCACAGAGGGCAAGGACGGCCCCACUGACAGCAGGAACCGUAGAACUGAGAUGGGUAAUGCAGCUCUCUGCCCGUCUUGUCAUGCGGAUAAGAGUGUAAGAGCACAGGGACACUUGCAGGAGUUGGACAAAACCCCAGACUACUAUGGCUGUAACAGUGAGGACACCGAAGAACUUGGGGUGCGGUCUGACAGCAAUGCAAGCUUCCUCCGUGCUGCCAGAGCAGGCAACUUAGACAAAGUAGUGGAAUAUCUCAAAGGGGGCAUAGACAUCAAUACCUGCAACCAGAAUGGACUCAACGCUCUCCAUCUGGCUGCCAAGGAAGGCCACGUGGGGCUGGUUCACGAGCUGCUGGGAAGAGGGUCCGCUGUGGAUUCUGCCACUAAGAAAGGAAAUACUGCUCUUCACAUUGCAUCUUUGGCUGGACAAGCAGAAGUUGUCAAAGUUCUCGUUAAGGAAGGAGCCAAUAUUAAUGCACAGUCUCAGAAUGGCUUCACUCCUUUAUACAUGGCUGCCCAAGAGAACCACAUUGAUGUUGUAAAAUAUUUGCUGGAAAAUGGAGCUAAUCAGAGCACUGCUACUGAGGAUGGCUUUACGCCCCUGGCGGUGGCGCUCCAGCAAGGACACAACCAAGCAGUGGCCGUCCUCCUGGAGAAUGACACCAAAGGGAAAGUGAGGCUGCCAGCUCUGCAUAUUGCAGCUAGGAAAGAUGACACCAAAUCUGCUGCACUCCUGCUUCAGAACGAUCACAACGCUGACGUACAAUCCAAGAUGAUGGUGAAUAGGACAACCGAGAGCGGUUUCACCCCUUUGCACAUUGCUGCCCACUAUGGAAACGUCAAUGUGGCAACUCUUCUUCUAAACCGGGGAGCUGCUGUGGACUUCACAGCCAGGAAUGGAAUCACUCCUCUGCAUGUGGCUUCCAAAAGGGGAAACACAAACAUGGUGAAGCUCUUACUGGAUCGUGGUGGUCAGAUCGAUGCCAAAACUAGGGAUGGCUUGACGCCCCUUCAUUGCGCUGCAAGAAGUGGACAUGACCAAGUGGUGGAGCUUCUGCUGGAGCGGGGGGCUCCCUUGCUGGCAAGGACGAAGAAUGGGCUGUCUCCGCUUCACAUGGCUGCCCAAGGAGACCACGUGGAAUGUGUGAAGCACCUGCUCCAGCACAAGGCGCCUGUUGAUGACGUCACCCUGGACUACCUGACGGCCCUCCACGUUGCCGCACACUGUGGUCACUACCGUGUAACCAAACUCCUUCUGGACAAGAGAGCCAAUCCAAACGCCAGAGCCCUGAAUGGUUUUACUCCACUGCACAUUGCCUGCAAGAAAAACCGCAUCAAAGUCAUGGAACUGCUGGUGAAAUAUGGGGCUUCAAUCCAAGCUAUAACAGAGUCUGGCCUCACACCAAUACAUGUGGCUGCCUUCAUGGGCCACUUGAACAUUGUCCUUCUUCUGCUGCAGAACGGAGCCUCUCCAGAUGUCACUAACAUUCGUGGGGAGACUGCACUGCACAUGGCAGCCCGGGCGGGGCAGGUGGAAGUGGUCCGAUGCCUCCUGAGAAAUGGUGCCCUUGUCGAUGCCAGAGCCAGGGAGGAACAGACGCCUUUGCAUAUUGCCUCUCGCCUGGGUAAGACAGAAAUUGUUCAGCUGCUUCUACAACAUAUGGCUCAUCCAGAUGCGGCCACUACAAAUGGGUACACACCACUGCACAUCUCUGCCAGGGAAGGCCAGGUAGACGUGGCAUCAGUCCUCCUGGAAGCAGGAGCCGCCCACUCCUUAGCUACCAAGAAGGGUUUCACACCCUUGCACGUAGCAGCUAAGUAUGGAAGCCUGGACGUGGCAAAACUUCUCUUACAACGCCGUGCUGCUGCAGAUUCUGCAGGGAAGAAUGGCCUUACCCCGCUCCAUGUUGCUGCUCAUUAUGACAACCAGAAGGUGGCGCUGCUGUUACUGGAGAAGGGUGCUUCCCCUCAUGCCACUGCCAAGAAUGGCUAUACUCCUUUACAUAUCGCUGCCAAGAAGAAUCAAAUGCAGAUAGCUUCCACACUCCUGAACUACGGAGCAGAGACGAACAUUGUGACAAAGCAAGGAGUCACUCCACUCCAUCUGGCCUCGCAAGAGGGGCACACAGAUAUGGUCACCUUGCUUCUGGAUAAGGGAGCAAAUAUCCACAUGUCAACCAAGAGUGGACUCACAUCCUUACACCUUGCAGCCCAGGAAGAUAAAGUGAAUGUUGCUGAUAUUCUCACCAAGCAUGGGGCUGACCAGGAUGCCCACACAAAGCUUGGUUACACUCCUUUAAUUGUGGCCUGUCACUAUGGAAACGUGAAAAUGGUCAACUUUCUUCUGAAGCAGGGAGCAAAUGUCAAUGCAAAAACCAAGAACGGCUACACGCCUUUGCACCAGGCCGCCCAGCAGGGCCACACGCACAUCAUCAACGUCCUGCUGCCGCACGGGGCCAAGCCCAACGCCACCACCGCGAAUGGCAACACUGCCUUGGCGAUUGCUAAGCGUCUGGGCUACAUCUCCGUGGUGGACACCCUGAAGGUUGUAACCGAGGAGGUCACCACCACCACCACGACUAUCACUGAAAAACACAAGCUAAAUGUUCCUGAGACCAUGACUGAGGUUCUUGAUGUUUCUGAUGAAGAGGCUUUUAAACAGUUUGGUGACCACUUUAUUGAUGGGGAAGUGCUUAGUGAUUCAGGUGAUGACACAAUGACAGGUGAUGGGGGAGAGUACCUUAGACCUGAGGAUCUGAAAGAACUGGGUGAUGACUCCCUACCUAGCAGUCAGUUCCUGGAUGGGAUGAAUUACCUGAGAUACAGCUUGGAGGGAGGACGCUCUGACAGCCUUCGAUCCUUCAGUUCCGACAGGUCUCACACCCUGAGCCAUGCUUCAUACCUGAGGGACAGUGCCAUGAUUGACGACACGGUUGUGAUCCCCAGUCACCAGGUGUCAACUCUAGCCAAGGAGGCAGAAAGGAAUUCUUAUCGUCUAAGCUGGGGCACUGAGAACUUAGACAACGUGGCUCUUUCUUCCAGCCCUAUUCAUUCGGGCCGCACCUCUCCAUGUCUUGAUCGUGACAACAGCAGUUUCCUGGUUAGUUUUAUGGUGGACGCCCGAGGUGGUGCUAUGCGAGGAUGCAGACACAAUGGGCUCCGCAUCAUCAUUCCGCCUCGGAAAUGUACUGCCCCAACACGAGUCACCUGCCGACUGGUCAAACGCCAUAGACUGGCGACAAUGCCUCCAAUGGUGGAAGGAGAAGGCCUGGCCAGUCGCCUGAUUGAAGUUGGACCUUCGGGUGCUCAGUUCCUUGGUAAACUUCACCUGCCAACGGCUCCUCCCCCACUUAAUGAGGGAGAAAGUUUGGUCAGCCGCAUCCUUCAGCUGGGGCCUCCUGGAACCAAAUUCCUUGGGCCUGUGAUCGUGGAGAUCCCUCAUUUUGCUGCCCUUCGAGGAAAAGAGAGGGAACUGGUUGUCCUGCGCAGUGAGAAUGGGGACAGCUGGAAAGAGCAUUACUGCGAAUACACUGAAGACGAACUGAAUGAAAUCCUUAAUGGCAUGGAUGAAGUGCUGGAUAGCCCGGAAGACCUAGAAAAGAAACGGAUCUGCCGCAUCAUCACCCGUGACUUCCCACAGUACUUUGCAGUGGUGUCUCGCAUCAAACAGGACAGCAACCUGAUUGGCCCAGAAGGAGGCGUGCUGAGCAGCACAGUGGUAUCCCAGGUGCAGGCCGUCUUCCCAGAGGGGGCACUAACCAAGCGGAUCCGUGUAGGCCUACAGGCUCAACCUAUGCACAAUGAGUUGGUUAAGAAGAUCCUAGGCAACAAAGCUACCUUCAGCCCUAUAGUCACUUUGGAACCUAGAAGAAGAAAAUUUCACAAGCCAAUUACCAUGACCAUUCCUGUCCCCAAAGCUUCAAGUGAUGUCAUGUUGAAUGGUUUUGGGGGAGAUGCACCAACCUUAAGAUUACUAUGCAGCAUCACAGGUGGAACCACCCCUGCUCAGUGGGAAGAUAUUACAGGAACUACGCCAUUAACAUUUGUCAAUGAAUGUGUUUCCUUUACAACCAAUGUGUCUGCCAGGUUCUGGCUGAUAGAUUGUCGACAAAUCCAGGAGUCUGUUACCUUUGCAUCACAAGUGUAUAGAGAAAUUAUUUGUGUACCAUAUAUGGCCAAAUUUGUAGUGUUUGCCAAAUCACAUGACCCCAUUGAAGCCAGGUUGAGGUGUUUCUGCAUGACUGAUGAUAAAGUGGAUAAGACGCUUGAACAACAAGAAAACUUUGCUGAGGUGGCCAGAAGCAGGGAUGUGGAGGUAUUAGAAGGAAAACCCAUCUAUGUUGAUUGUUUUGGCAACCUGGUGCCGUUAACCAAGAGUGGCCAGCAUCAUAUAUUCAGUUUUUUUGCCUUCAAAGAAAACAGACUUCCUCUCUUUGUCAAGGUACGUGACACAACUCAGGAACCUUGCGGACGACUAUCAUUUAUGAAAGAGCCAAAAUCUACAAGAGGCCUGGUGCAUCAAGCUAUUUGCAACUUAAACAUCACCCUGCCAAUUUAUGCGAAGGAAUCAGAGUCAGAUCAAGAACAGGAGGAAGAGAUCGAUAUGACAUCAGAAAAAAAUGAUGAGACAGAAUCUACAGAAACAUCUGUCCUGAAAAGUCACCUGGUUAAUGAAGUUCCUGUCCUAGCAAGUCCGGACUUGCUCUCUGAAGUUUCUGAGAUGAAACAAGAUUUGAUCAAAAUGACUGCCAUCUUGACCACAGAUGGAUCUGAUAGGGCAGGUUCCCUCAAAGUGAAGGAGCUGGUGAAGGCUGCUGAGGAAGAGCCAGGGGAGCCUUUUGAAAUUGUUGAAAGAGUUAAAGAGGACUUAGAGAAGGUGAAUGAAAUCCUGAGAAGCGGAACCUGCAUGAGAGAUGAAGACAGUGUCCCAAGGUCUCAGCCAGAGAGAGAAUUAGUGGAAGAGGAAUGGGUUAUUGUCAGUGAUGAGGAAAUAGAGGAGGCUAAGCAAAAAGCAUCUCUAGAAAUCACCGAAUACCCAUGUGUAGAAGUUAGAAUAGAGAAAGAGACCAAAGUAAAAGUAGAGAAAGACUCAACAGGGCUAGUGAACUACCUUGCUGAGGAUCUAAAUUCCUACGUGUCUCCUCACAAAGAGCCACUGCAGACAGCGCAAGAUCUGGCAGGGGAGAAACGUGAGGCUCUGGGUCCUUGCAGGAGCUCUGAAAGCGAAGGGAAAGAUAAAGAAGCAUCUUCAGAGGAGACACAGAGUACGCAGAAACAGCCCAAACCAAGCCUGGGCAUAAAGAAGCCAGUGAGAAGGAAAUUAAAAGAAAAACAAAAACAAAAAGAAGAUAGUUCACAAGCUAGUGCAGCAAAAACUGAACUUAAAAAAGGUAGUUCAGAAGAGUCAUUAGAUGAGGACCCAGGUUUAGCCCCCGAGCCUCUUCCCCCUGUAAAAGCUACGUCACCUUUGAUAGAAGAAACUCCCAUUGGUUCCAUAAAGGAGAAGGUGAAGGCCCUUCAAAAACGAGUGGAAGAUGAACAGAAAGGGCGAAGCAAGUUGCCUGUCAGAGUCAAAGGCAAAGAAGAUGUGCCAAAAAAGAUAGCACAGAGGACACAUGUAGCUGCCUCCCCCUCUCUGAAGCCCGAGAGACAUGCGCCAGCGUCACCCUCCUCGAAAACAGAAAGACACUCUUCUCUUUCCUCUUCUGCAAAAACUGAGAGGCACCCUCCAGUAUCACCAGUGAGUAAAACCGAGAAACACUCACCCGUGUCACCCUCCGCCAAAACUGAAAGACACUCCCCUGCAUCCUCUUCUACAAAAACAGAAAGACACCCACCUGUUUCGCCUUCAGGUAAAACAGACAAACGCCCACCCGGCUUGCCCUCUGGGAGAACAGAGAAACAUCCGCCAGUGUCACCUGGCAGAACAGAGAAACGCUUGCUUGUACCACCAGCUGGAAGAAUGGAAAAGCAUUCACCUGUCUCAACCUCUGGGAAAACCGAGAAGCACCUGCCUGUGUCACCUUCUGGGAAAACAGACAAGCAACCACCUGUCUCCCCCACCUCAAAAACAGAAAGAAUCGAGGAGACAAUGUCUGUCCGGGAGCUGAUGAAAGCUUUCCAGUCAGGUCAGGACCCAUCUAAACAUAAGACUGGACUCUUUGAGCACAAAGCAGCAAAACAAAAACAGCCACAAGAAAAAAGCAAAGUUCGGGUAGAAAAAGAAAAGGGGCAGAUAGUAACCCCGAGAGAAACGCAGAAAACGGAGAGUCAGACAAUCAAACGAGGCCAGAGAUUCCUGGUCACGGGACCUUCAGAAUCCAGAAGACCAGUCCGUGCUUCCUCCGUAGGGUUUAAGAGAGAAGAUGUAGCUGAAGAAAAGGAGAAAGCGCUCAACCACAAAACACCUGAACCUGUUCAGCCAGCACCUGAAGAAGAAAGCCAUAAAGAUAGUGAAGUCCCCAAAGAAAAGCUGGCUGAUGAACAGGGAGACAUGGAUCUCCAGAUCAGCCCAGACAGGAAAACCUCCACUGACUUUUCUGACGUCAUUAAGCAGGAACUGGAAGACAACGACAAAUACCAACAGUUCCGCCUGAGUGAAGAGACUGAGAAGGCGCAGAUUCACUUAGACCAAGUGCUCACUAGCCCUUUCAACACAACGUUCCCACUAGAUUACAUGAAAGAUGAGUUCCUCCCAGCCCUGUCUUUACAGAGUGGUGCCUUACAUGGCAGUUCUGAAAGCCUGAAGCAGGAAGGGGUAGCAGGUUCUCCGUGUGGCAGCCUGAUGGAAGGGACCCCUCAGAUUAGUUCAGAAGAAAGCUAUAAGCAUGAGGGCCUAGCAGAGACCCCUGAGACAAGCCCAGAAAGCCUUUCUUUCUCACCAAAGAAAAGUGAGGAGCAAAUUGGGGAAACAAAGGAAACUACCAAGUUAAAAACACCACCAGAAAUUCAUUCCGAAAAAGGACAUCCCUCAACCAAAGAUGUUACUGAUGGUUCUGAAGGGCAAGGUGCUGCAGUCACGGGGGGCACAGAGUCCUCUGCUGAGUGUUUGCUGAAGGAGGUCACCCUAGACCCUUCCAAAGACACAUGCCCCCCACAAGAAGGUGACGGCCUUGGCAGUCAAGGUGUAUCAUUAGCAAAAGAAACAUCCGAAGGACUGACUGAGGAAGUGUCCUGUGAUGAAGGUCCACUUAGAUAUGUUAGUUCUGCCCAUGAGACACAAACUGAUACUGAAGCUCAGGAAUCCACAGCCACCGAGCCCUCAGAUGAGGCAAAGCCCUUGCCGCUGCCUGGUGCUGCUGUAAAGACAGGCCCAAGGGCUGAAUCAAAGCCCCAGGGAGUCAUUAGAAGUCCCCAAGGGUUAGAACUUGCACUCCCUAGCCGUGAUAGCGAGGUCCUCAGCCCUGGGGCUGAUGAAUCCUUCACAGUGAGCCACAAAGACUCCCUGGAAGCCAGCCCAGUGCUGGAAGAUAACUCCUCACACAAAACUCCUGAUUCUCUGGAACCGAGUCCUCUGAAAGAAUCCCCUUGCCGUGAUUCUCUUGAAAGCAGCCCUGUUGAACCAAAGAUGAAGGCUGGAAUUCUGCCGACUCACUUUCCUCUUCCUUCAGCCGUUGCCAAAACAGAACUGUUCACGGAAGUGGCCUCUGUGCGGUCCCGGCUGCUCCGAGACCCGGACGGCAGUGCGGAGGAUGACAGCCUUGAGCAGACGUCACUCAUGGAGAGCUCAGGGAAGAGCCCCCUUUCCCCCGACACCCCCAGCUCCGAAGAAAUCAGCUAUGAGGUCACGCCCAAAACCGCAGAUGCAGGCACCCCAAAACCAGCCGUGAUUCCUGAAUGUGCAGAGGAGGAUGACUCAGAAAAUGGGGAGAGAAAGAGGUUCACACCUGAAGAGGAAAUGUUUAAAAUGGUAACCAAAAUCAAAACGUUUGAUGAACUUGAACAAGAAGCAAAGCAGAAAAGGGACUACAAAAGAGAACCCAAGCAAGAAGAAUCUUCUUCAUCCUCUGAUGCAGAUGUUGACUCUUCAGCAGACAUGGAUGAAACAAAACACACAGAGAGUGUAGCGGAUGAAAGCGAUGUCCCUGUGGUUGUAACAUCAGAGAGCAGAAAGGUUUCUUCCUCCUCAGAAAGUGAACCUGAGUUGACACAGCUGAAAAAAGGUGCUGACUCAGACCUCUUAUCAGAGCCAGUUAUUCGAGUGCAACCCCCUUCCCCACUUCCAUCCAGCAUAGACUCAAAUUCCAGUCCUGAAGAAGUACAAUUCCAGCCUGUCGUUUCCAAACAAUACACUUUUAAGAUGAAUGAAGAUACUCAGGAAGAUUCAGGUAAAUCAGAGGAAGAAAAAGAUCGUGAAUCUCAUUUACCGGAAGACAGUCAUACUGUUUCUACUGAUGGCCCAGAGGUGUCUUAUGAUGAUCUAAACAGAGAUGCUGAUCAACAAAAACUUUGUGAUGACCGUGGGUAUGAAGCAGGGAGUCCCAGCGGCUCAGCCACUCCUGUCUCUUCAGGUCUCCGCAGUUCCACUGGUGAUGAUGUCAGUGAGCAGCUAGUUAUCCACAAGGAAUCAUUAGCUCUCCAAGACACUGGUGAAAAAGAUACAGAAGAAGAAGAAGAGCUUGAUGUUUCUGGAGUCGAAUCUCCACAAGUAGAUUGCCCCAGUGAAAGCUCUUCAUCUUUGUCCUCUUCGCAUCAUUAUCCAGCAUCUGAAGCAAAAGAAUUAGACGAAGACAUAGUCUGUACAUCUUCUGCUACAAAAAUGGAGGUCACAAAACCUGACCAAGCUUUUGAGAGCUUACCAGAGGACCGGCCCACUCAAGACUCAUCCAUUACUACUCAAACUGAUAGAUCGUCCUUGGAUGUUCCAGUGUCUGACCCAGAGGAGACUGAUGAAAUCUCUGAUCCUCAAAUCAUAAGCCCUUAUGAAAAUGUUCCUUCUCAAUCUUUUUUCUCUAGUGAAGAAAGCAAAACCCAAACAGAUACAAGACACACAAGUUUUCACUCUUCUGAAGUGUAUUCCGUUACCAUCACAUCCUCCACUGAAGACGUAGAUGUGACAAGCUCCUCUGGGAGAACUGUUUCGAGUGAAGAAUCUAAUUUGGAGGACCAGAACUUGGACGUAGAACCCAAACAAGAAAGUACCUUGUGGGAAAUGCAGUCGGAUAGAGCCUCGUCAUCUUUAGAGCCAACUGUACCAAAUACAUCAACAGUCGCUGGUGAACAGAGAAGCAAAGUCAUCAUCACAAAAACUGAUGUGGAUUCUGAUUCCUGGAGUGAAAUCCGUGAGGAUGAUGAAGCCUUUGAGGCUCGAGUGAAAGAGGAAGAACAGAAGAUAUUUGGUUUGAUGGUAGACAGACAAUCGCAGGGUACCACCCCUGACACCACUCCUGCUAGGACCCCAACUGAAGAGGGGACCCCAACCAGUGAGCAAAAUCCAUUUCUCUUUCAGGAAGGAAAAUUGUUUGAGAUGACCCGAAGUGGUGCCAUUGAUAUGACCAAAAGGUCCUAUGCAGAUGAAAGUUUUCACUUUUUCCAAAUUGGGCAAGAAUCCAGGGAAGAGACUCUCUCUGAAGACACGAGAGAAGGGGGUACUGGUGCUGAGACCCUACAGCUGGAGACAUCAGCUGAGUCAUUAGCACUCUUAGAAUCGAAAGAAACAGUGGAUGACGAAGCAGAGCUACUCCCAGAUGACCUGAGUGAGGAAGUAGAAGAAAUACACGCUUCAGAUGCUCCACUUAACUCCCAAAUGGGGAUUUCAGCCUCCAUUGAAACAUCAAUGAAAGAGGCAACUUCUGUGGGAGCUGAGGACCUCCCCCCCAUGGGAAUGGGUGACACACCUCCCCUGUCCAGUGUGAAGCAGACAGCUUGCCCCGACUCCCCUAAACCAGUUGGACAAGUUCAGUUAGAUUUUUCCACAGUCACUAGGUCUGUGUAUGCAGAUCGGGGUGAUGAUUCUCCCGAUUCAUCCCCAGAGGAACAGAAAUCAGUCAUUGAAAUCCCUACUGCACCCGUGGAGAAUGUGCCUUCUACUGAAAGCAGAUCCAAAAUCCCUGUAAGGACUAUACCCACUUCAACCCCAGCACCUCCAUCUGUGGAGUAUGAGAGCUCCCUUUCUGAAGAUUUCCUACCCAGCCUGAAUGAGGAAAGUAAAGAGGACAAAACAAAACCAAAGUCUAAAAUCCCCAUGAAAGUGCCCGUCCAAAGAGUCGAGCAGCAGCCUUCGCAUCUAGACCUGUCUCUACAGAAAACAGAGGCUCCUCAGGGACAGGACAGGACAAGCAGAGCACCAAGUAAUAGAAGCAAACCUGAAUCUGAUGCCAGUUUGGAUGCAAAGACCAAAUGUCCAGUAAAAACUAGAAGUUACAUUGAGACAGAAACAGAAAGCACAGAGUGGGCAGAGGAGCUUGAGUUAGAAUCAGAGGAAGCGGCCACAAAACCAAAGAUAUUUGCAUCCCGAUUGCCAGUAAAGAGCAAAAGCACCACUUCUUCCUGCAGGGGGCCCACGAGCCCCACGAAAGAAAGUAGGGAGCAUUUCUUUGACCUUUACAGGAACUCCAUAGAAUUCUUUGAGGAGAUUAGUGACGAGGCUUCCAAGUUAGUGGAUAGACUUACACAGUCAGAAAGGGAACAGGAGUUAGUUUCAGAUGACGAAAGUAGUAGUGCCCUGGAAGUUUCAGUAAUUGAAAAUCUGCCACCUGUUGAGACCGAGAACUCAAUUCCUGAGGACAUCUUUGACACAAGGCCCAUUUGGGAUGAGUCCAUUGAGACUCUGAUUGAACGCAUCCCUGAUGAAAAUGGCCAUGACCAUGCUGAAGAUCAACAGGAUGAGCAGGAACGGAUUGAGGAAAGGCUGGCUUAUAUUGCUGAUCACCUUGGUUUCAGCUGGACAGAAUUAGCAAGAGAACUGGAUUUCACUGAGGAGCAAAUUCAUCAAAUUCGAAUUGAGAACCCUAACUCCCUCCAAGACCAGAGUCAUGCACUAUUGAAGUACUGGCUAGAAAGGGAUGGGAAACACGCGACAGAUACCAGUCUCAUUGAAUGUCUCACCAAGAUCAACCGAAUGGAUAUUGUUCAUCUCAUGGAGACCAGCACAGAGCCUCUCCAGGAGCACAUCAGUCAUAGCUAUGCAGAGAUUGAACAGACCAUUACACUGGAUCAUAGUGAAGGGUUCUCAGUACUUCAAGAGGAGCUAUGCACUGCGCAGCAUGAGCAGAAAGAGGAGCAAGCUGCUUCUAAAGAGGACGAGUCCUAUGAUCACCCUCCCAUCGUCUCGGAGGAAGACAUUUCUGUCGGUUACUCCCCUUUUCAGGAUAGCAUCUCCAAAACUGAGGGCGACGGCUCAGCAACAGAGCUCCUUCCCCAGACUGACAAGGAGCAAGUUCAACAGGAUUUCUCAGGGAAAAUGCAAGACCUGCCUGAAGAGUCAGCUCUUGAACAGCAGGAAUACUUUGUGACAACCCCAGGGACAGAAGUGUCAGAGACUCAAAAGGCUAUGGCAGCAUCUGGCUCUCCCACCAAGACACCUGAGGAAAUCAGCACCCCUACUGAGGAGGAGAGGCCAUAUCUCCAGACCCCGACAUCAAGUGAGCGGGGAGACUCUCCCAUUGUGCAAGAACCCGAAGAGCCCCCAGAACGUAGGGAGGAGAGUUCGCCUCGAAAAACCAGCCUCGUGAUAGUGGAGUCUGCUGAUGACCAGCCACAGGCCUUUGAAAGGCUCGAUGAAGAUGCUGCUUUUCAAAAGGAGCUAACAGAGGAAUUAGGUGAGCUGGAGGCCAGCUCAGAUGAGGAAGUGAUGCUAUCUACCAGGGUUGUCCGCCGACGAGUGAUUAUUCAGGGAGAUGAUAUGCCUGACAUACCCCCGGAAACAGUCACAGAAGAAGAAUACAUCGAUGAGCAGGGACACACUGUGAUAAAGAAGGUUACUAGGAAAAUCAUUAGGCGGUACGUCUCCUCUGAUGGUACAGAGAAAGAAGAGAUUACGAUGCAGGGAACACCACAGGAUCCCAUCAACAUUGAGGAAGGGGAUGGCUAUUCCAAAGUAAUAAAGCGCAUUGUAUUAAAGAGUGACACUGAACAGUCGGAGGUAACUUUGUCUGAGCCCAGCAUUUUGUCCAGUACCUCACAAUUUCAGGCUGAACCAGUGGAAGGCCGUAGAGUCAGCAAAGUUGUUAAAACAACUGUGGUACAUGGAGAGAGGAUGGAGAAGCAUCUGGGGGAUUCUAGUUUAGCCACUGAUCUUCCUUCAGCCAAAGAUGACUUUGAAGAGGCUUUGAGUUACACAGGUAGCCACAUGAAAGUCCACUCCCCCAGUUUAGUAGAGAAUGAAGUCCUGAAGGAGGAUGGAUCAAUACUUAGAAGGACAGCAAUGAGUAAAGCUAGAACCCAGAAGAGGGCUGUGGUGAAGGACCAGCAUGGAAAACGCAUUUACUUGGAGCACCUGGAGGAUGUCCCAGAAGCACUAGACCAGGACGACCUCCAGCAUGACCUCAAGCAACUCCUUCGGCAUUUCUGCAAGGAGGACUUGAAGCAAGAGGCCAAAUGAGAGGCUGUCCAGUUCUCACACCAGAAACCACACAUUCACUCGAUAUGCAACUUCCCGUUCCAUUAGAGGAGUGACCUAACUGGCUUGAUUAAUGGGAUUUCCACUUUUAGCAUAUACACUGCCUUUUGUUUGAGUUUUUCCCCAUCCUCUUUAACUGUAAACUAAUUUGUGACCAAAGAUAGCAUCCUUCAUCCUGGAUGCUGUAUCCACUCCUUUGUUGUGUCUGUGCUCACCUGGGACCUGGCCACCUCCGUUAUUCUUCUUGGCUUCUGCACAAGCUCCAUGAAAAUCCAAUGAACAGAAGAACUUCACCUGCAGACCUCUUCAAAUGACGAUACCUAGGAAUCCUUCAAAGAGAUACCCGUGUACAAUAUAUAUAGCUAAAAUGCUCAGACGAACAACGUAUUAAAACCACUGCCUGUCAUAACUACACUGGGCAUCACGGAAUUGCUGAACAGUGGUUCACUAAGAUAUUGCUAACACAAUCGAACGUAAUACAGUUCUCCUGCAAAAGAAGCACUUCAGACCUACCAUGUCCUUAGAACUUCCAGAGUAGCCCUGGCUCCUAGUGAAAGAUGGGUUAAUAACCUUGAAGAACUGUCCUAACUAAGCACUUAUUGCUGGUGCUGGCCAGCUGCGAUUGAUGACUCUCCAGCAGCCACUGAGGGAGGGGAGGACGGGAGCAGCGGCAACGAGGUGAAGCAGCGAGGUAUUCGGUUGCCAGCAGUGGCAUCCGGCAGCUGUCUAACAUCUUCAGGUCCUUUAGAUUUGGGACAUGUUGGCAGGGUAUUUUAAAAAGCUAUUACUACUGUAGUUUUCCAGUUUUCAUUGCUGCUUUAGCAAACCACGCUGUCUUAUUGGUGGUACUUUCUCCUGGCCACUGCACUGUAGAUAAAUCAUUGGAAACAAGAUUUGCCCCCUACACAAACGGUUCAACUCCUUCACCGUGUUGGAGUGGUUUCUUUUAUUUUUUUUCUUCCAGGUUUAUAUCUUCUCUAAUACCUGCAUGUAGCAUUUAAGAAUCAAACCACAGUUCAAACCCAUCUUCUAAUCACAUGGAUGGUUUUCAUUCUUUUUACCCUCAGCAAGCACUUUUCACUUUUCAGCUAGGUCUGUUUUUUAGCUUGCAGACGAGAUUGAGAAAUCCUGAAAAUUUUGGUUUGGGUUAAAAUUUUGGGUUUAUUUAUUUGAAAUCCAAACUCCCUUGGAAACCCUGAAGUGCAUUUGUGCACUUUCCUGUUUGUUUGUUUCAAAGAAGGGACUUUAAUCAUCUGAGUGAUUUCCGUGUCCUAUUCCUUAUUCCUCUAGUGGUUGAAGCUGUGUAGCAUUUUAACAUAUAUAUAUAUAUUCACAAAUAUAUUCAUAUAAACAGUAUACAUUUUGAAUCAGUUAUUUGUUAAAGAAAAGUAUAUUCAAUGAAGAUGAAAUUAAAACAUUUUGAAAACCAGAGUCUAUCCUCCAGGGAUUAAACAUUUUCGAAUUCUAUCUGGUCUUUUCCUGUUGUGCAAAAAUGACUCAUUGUUCUGAAUGUCAAAAGCAAAGACGACAAACAAUGGCAUUUCAUCAUUUCAAGUAAUUUUGCCAAGAGAGAAGAUUUCCUGGGAGGGAGGUUUCCCACAAGCCAAAUCUCCUAAGCCUCGAAUGCUAGCACGUUUGGCAGCUGGAUAGGAAAGAAAGCAUCUUUGGCAGCCAAAAUGAAGGAGGCCAGUGGUGAAACAUUUUGGACAUACCAUGGCCUCCUUGUCCACACCUUCACUGGAGCUCAAGAAAAGCAUUUCUGUUGUGUUAUUUGCAGUGCAGAUGAUGUCUGUGUAACAACAUAAUGGUUAAUCACCUUUUUUUUGAUUUUGAUUUUUGCUGUGUAAUCAAAAAACUUGAAUAAUGUGAGAAGAAGUGAAUUUUCAGUUGAUGAAUCAGCAUCUUGUUCCCAUGGUGAUAACACUAAUUGAAUAUAUCUAUGAGGGCAUGUAUUAGUUAAUGGAAAAACAUACAACACUAACAAUACCUAGCUGCAAUGUGUACAAUGGCUGAUUUAAUUAAAUAAAAUGUACAAGUGUUAA
Balaenoptera acutorostrata (minke whale) is the source of this 14761-nucleotide messenger RNA. It is a transcript of the gene ANK2, whose product is annotated as ankyrin 2. The transcript has 51 exons. Gene Ontology annotation, molecular function: protein binding. Gene Ontology annotation, cellular component: T-tubule. Bases 213 to 12701 code for a protein of 4162 amino acids. Lineage: Eukaryota; Metazoa; Chordata; Mammalia; Artiodactyla; Balaenopteridae. Gene Ontology annotation, biological process: regulation of cardiac muscle contraction; protein localization to T-tubule; signal transduction. The record is from RefSeq and is a predicted model, not a curated record.